UCCUAUAAGAUUGAUAACGAAGGUUGGUGACAGUGAAAAGUUUUGUUUAAGAAACAACAAUCACCACCAAGAAAGAGAAGCUGUAUAUAGAUAAUCAAGUCAAGCAUCUUAAAAAAUCCGAAAUAACGAAUGGUGUUUGUGUUCACGUAAAACACACUUUAGUGUUUAUAAUGGUCGACGCAAAAAUCUGCAAUGCUGUCACUAAUACGAAAUCCACAAUGAGGUGUUAUAUUUGCUGACUGACCGCAAAAGACUUUAAUGAUUUAAUGAUUUUUCGAAUCACUUCUGCAUUUAGCGUACAAACUUCCCAUCAAAAAAUGGAGGCUCGCAAGUGCAGAAGAAAAAGAAAUCCAUGCUGAAACAGAGAAGAGAAUACAAGAGGCGUUUAAAGUAUAAAUGGAGCUGUUGGUAAAUAUUUCCAAAGCUGGCUUUGGGAAUACAAAUGAUGGGAACACCUCGCAAAAGUUUUUUCAAGAUCCCGAGAUGUCUGCUAUAAAGAUUCAAGGUUAUACUUGAAGCAUUGAGCAGUGGACAUAUGAUUGAUAUCGAGAAAUUUUCAGCUUAUGCAUCUGAGACUGCAGAGCUAUAUGUGAACUUAUACAACUGGCAUCCCAUGACGCCAACCGUUCACAAAAUAUUGGUUCACGGAGCAACUGUGAUUUCGGAAGCUUCAUUGACAAUUGUUUACCUAUCGGAGAAGGCUGCAGAAGCCCGGAAUAAACAUUUCCGUUUGUACAGGCUGAACUUUACGAGGAAAUUCUCUCGAGAAAUUUGCAAUAGGGACACACUAAACAGGCUUUUGCUUACCUCUGAUCACGUUACGUGGAAACAAAAGCAAGCACAGAGAAGAAAAAAAGUAGAUCAGAAGCAGAAGAAAUUAAAAAUAAGAAAAAGAAAUAAUUGAGUCGGAGGACGAAUAUGAUGUAGACGAAUCUGACUAUUUUUUUUUUAUUUGCCGUUGUAGUUUUUAUAUUUUGCAAAAUAAAAG
Psylliodes chrysocephalus is the source of this 988-nucleotide messenger RNA. NCBI's taxonomy places the organism in Eukaryota, Metazoa, Arthropoda, Insecta, Coleoptera, Chrysomelidae. The record is from the annotation of a GenBank genome assembly.